ACGAUGAUCACAUAAUUGAUUAUGUUGAGGUUCCAACUUCCGAAAAAUUUACUCCUUCAUCAUCAACAUCCACCCCCUUACAUCAGAUUUCAUUUCUUGACCCUCUUGAAAAUAAAAGAGCAAACUUUUAUAAGAAUAAUAGAAAUAAUUCUUCAAGAUCUUCUUAUAUUUCUUCUGAAACUUUACACACUGAAUUUUCUUUAAAAAGUGACACCACGUCAAUUUCCUCUACUAAAAACUCUUCUUUAUGUAAAGUUUUAAGUGCUUCUUCUUUAUUCACUUACAUCAUGCGUUCGAUAUUAUCGAUGCAUAAUGAAGCUUUAAUAUCUUGUCUCAUAAAUAGAGAAAUGUUGGAUUAUUAUAAUUCUUUAACUAGUCGCGUUUCUGAAGAGGUUGAAACCAUUUUGUCUCAAAUUCAUAGAAUAAAGUCUCAAGGAUGUGAGUCCCACGCUCAGAAUAUUUAUGAUAAGUUGAUAUCACAUUCGGAUCGACUUGUCGAUGCGUUAAAUUUGUUUGUGAACUUUACUCACAAACACCUUCCUGUCGUCUAUGAAGAACUUGGAAAGAAAGUCUUGAGCAGUCUCACGUCCAUUAAAAGAAGAUCGACAUCGUUAAAAAUUUUUGUACCAUCCGCGUCGGAGAAUGUUAGUGGCUAUAACAAUCAUUCCAUUAGAGAUAAAGAUCGUGGUAUUACAGUUUCAAGACGAACGAGCUCCGAGGCUAUCUCACAAAGAACUCGAAACCAGCGAAACAAAAGUAUUGGGUCAAGCUCCAUAGUUUCCAAAAAAUCUUCCGCCUCAAUUUCUGUGACCUCAAAUCAUCAAAACCCACGCAAACUUCACCUUCCAUCUUUUCCACGUAAACAUAACAAAAAAGAACCAUAUCAGGCGGACUAUAACUAUAACGAACAUGGUGGUGAUAGUCCUUCGCAAAGUGUACCAAGUUCACCAGGUUAUUCAAUUAAAAGCAAUUCUCGAUUUAAAGAACAGUUAAAGGGUACCUCUUCAAAAAUAUUUCCUGGUAUACUAUUGAGUCGAAGGCGAUUUUCGGAUGUUUCGGGCACACCUCCUUUACGAAAGUCGAUCUACAAUAUUCCUAAUACAAAGUCAUCCGCAUCCUUGGUAGAAUCCGAUGCAAUUAGUAAUAAAGAUGACAUUGAUGUUAUUUCAUCGUCACGUUCACGUCGAAGUUCAAGUUCUAGCAUAAAAUCAUAUAUUCUUAAACACGUUAAUCCAUUAUCAUUAUCUUCAAAAGGAAAAUCUUCAAAUGUAUCGGAAACUAAUAAUUAUUGGCCCGUUACAGAAGAUGCAACAUUAAAUUCUUAUGAAUAUUUUCCCCAUUCAUCGAAAAUUUCUAGUAGAUCACCUUCAUUUAGUGAUAAAAAACAUAAAUUACACAAAAAUAAUAGUUUUACCGAUCUAAGGAACUUAAAGAAAGUGUGGACGGACGCAGACAAAACCAAUAAUGAAAGCGGUAAUUCUACAUCACAUUAUUUGACUCCACAUAUUGAAGAUGAUGGAGAAAAUUCUAUAAAUGAUAAAGAACGGUUAUUUUCUGCAACUAAUUCGGAGGGAAACGAAAAUAGCCAAAAACUUCGUGAACAACUUUUCCGAAGGAUCGUUACGAAAAAAAGUUCGAAUAGUUUACACGCCAAAAAGAAGCCGAGUCUUAGUAAUUUGAUUAAGAUUCCUCAAGUAUUUACUCGUCUUAAUGAGGAAGUAAUUGGUAAGUCGGAAGUUUUUCAAAAUAUGGAAGACGGUAAAUUGAAGGGAAUUGAUGACCUUUACAAUGAUGAUCUCGUUAUUGAAACGGUUGACGGAAGUCCGCAAAUUCUUGCUGGAAAAUUGGAUAAAUUAUUGUCAAGAUUAGUUGACGAACAAGAUGCGGAAUUUGUCGAUUGUUUCUUGCACAAUCAUACCUUUUUUAUGUCAUCUGAAUCAUUAUUAAAUUUCAUGAUUCAAAGAUAUCGUAACGUAGACGAAGGUUACCAUCACCAUAAAACUAUAAUAUCUAUACUUGAUCGAUGGGUAACAAUCCAACCACAAGAUGUUCGGUUUGACACAAAUUUACGUGAUAGUAUGCGUGCGUUUUUAACGGAUGAAGUAAAGGAAGAGGAGUUUAAGUUGGAAGCCAGCAAGAUAAAAACCAUAUUAGAGCUACAGUCUCUAAUUUCGAUGGACAGAAUGAUGAAUCAAAAUAAAAAUCCGAUAAUUGAAUCCGCUGAAGAGUCGAAUGAUAAUAUCAAAAUCACCGAUUCUGAUAAUGUACCACGGCCAAUCUUAUCGGAUUCUUCUCCAUUAUUGGAAUUUGAAUCAAAGAAUAUAGCAAAAUAUUUAACAUUAAUGGAUUUUGCUAUAUUAAAAUCUAUAACAUUCUUUGAUGUUACGAUCUGGUGGAGAAAAAGGAAAGCACUUGAAACUGGCGUAAACCUUGAUGCCGUUCUCGAAGGAGAAGGACAACAUUCUAGCCAUAUUGAUAGUCAUUUGGACGUUUUUACAAGGAGGAGCAAUAUGAUAAGUCAUUGGAUCGCGCAUGAAAUUUGCAGCUUAAAGACGGUUAAAGCACGACGAAGUAUACUUCACAAAUUCAUUGAAACAGCACGAUACUGUCGGGAGUACAAUAACUUCCAUAUCGCAUCAUGUAUUGCAUUGGCAUUGAAUUCCCGUCCGGUUCAACGGUUGAUAAAGACAUGGGAAUCUCUUUCACAUCAAGAUAUAAUAACUUUUCAAAGUAUUGAAGAAUUAAUUGAUCCUUCAAGAAAUAUGGCAAAAUAUAGAAAAUCAUUGGCAAAUGCUAAGACCCCCGUCAUACCGUUCUUCGCAAUCUUUCUUAAAGAUUUAACAUUUAUAAUUGAAGGAAGUUCAACAUACCUUUCUCCUAAUCAUUUAAGAAAUAAAUUAUUACUACGCAUCCCUUCAGCAUCUUCAACAUAUCCCGAAUCAGGAGAAACUUCACCUAUUACACCUACCUCCCCGUCAUUCUCUCAAAAUUCCUUUAGCUCACAACAACAAAUUUCACCAUUAUUAUUUUCGUCAACACAAAUGAAAAUUUCAUCAACAGUGCCGAACUCAAUACCAAUAUCACCAUUACCUUCACCUCUUCCAAUGAUAUCACAAGGACCAUUAAUUAAUUUUGAAAAAUUUAGGUUUUUAUCAAAGAAUAUUCUUAAUCUAAAACGGUAUACCUCCGAAUCAUAUCCUUUCACAAACCAAUUAUCCGGACCCCCAAAAAUUUUAUCUUCAUUAACGAAAUCAUUACCUUCAAUAUUUGUUCAAAAUGAUUUAAUUAACACACAUAAUUCAUUAUUAAUAAAUAAUUUAAAUAGUAGCGGAAGUGGAAGUAGGCUUGCUCCUCUUGAUCAUAUUGGUGAAGUUAUAGAAAGAAGAAUGUUUGCUGCUGCUGGAAAUAUUUUUGGUGGCAACGUUGCUUCGAUUGCUAUGUUAGAUGGUGGUGAAUUGGAGGCUGAUUUAAUGGUUCUAAGUUUAGAAGCUGAGACUACGG
Funneliformis mosseae is the source of this 3501-nucleotide messenger RNA. NCBI's taxonomy places the organism in Eukaryota, Fungi, Glomeromycota, Glomeromycetes, Glomerales, Glomeraceae. The record is from the annotation of a GenBank genome assembly.